This is a messenger RNA of Penicillium canariense, 1134 nucleotides long. Its product is annotated as WD40 repeat domain-containing protein. The coding region runs from base 1 to 1134 and encodes 377 amino acids. The transcript has 4 exons. Gene Ontology annotation, cellular component: heterotrimeric G-protein complex; cytoplasm. Gene Ontology annotation, molecular function: protein binding; signaling receptor complex adaptor activity. The record is from RefSeq and is a predicted model, not a curated record. NCBI's taxonomy places the organism in Eukaryota, Fungi, Ascomycota, Eurotiomycetes, Eurotiales, Aspergillaceae. Gene Ontology annotation, biological process: G protein-coupled receptor signaling pathway.
AUGGCAGCCGAUAUGACGGGCGAACAGAUGCAGGCCAAGAUUACCGCGGCCAGGCGCGAAGCUGAGGGUUUGAAGGACAAGAUCAGGCGCCGGAAGGAUGAGCUUGCCGACACCUCUCUUCGCCAGGUCGCGCAGAAUCACACCGAUGCCCUCCCACGAAUUGGCAUGAAGCCGCGCCGGACGCUGAAGGGUCACCUUGCGAAGAUUUACGCCAUGCACUGGUCGACCGACCGCCGCCACCUCGUGUCAGCUUCGCAGGACGGAAAGCUCAUUAUCUGGGACGCAUACACCACCAACAAGGUCCAUGCCAUCCCUCUGCGCUCGUCAUGGGUCAUGACCUGUGCCUAUGCGCCUAGUGGAAACUACGUGGCUUGCGGUGGCCUCGACAACAUUUGUUCCAUCUACAACCUGUCGUCGCGCGAAGGUCCCACUCGCGUCGCGCGCGAGCUCUCUGGCCACUCGGGCUACCUCUCUUGCUGCCGCUUCAUCAAUGAUCGCCGCAUAAUCACCUCAUCUGGUGACAUGACCUGUAUGCUGUGGGAUAUUGAGUCUGGAUCCAAGGUUACCGAGUUCGCCGACCACCUUGGUGACGUGAUGUCGAUCAGCAUCAACCCGACCAACCAGAACAUCUUCGUGUCCGGUGCUUGCGACGCUUUCGCCAAGCUGUGGGAUAUCCGUACCGGCAAGGCUGUGCAGACGUUCGCCGGCCACGAGUCCGACAUCAACGCUAUCCAGUUCUUCCCCGACGGAAACGCUUUUGGAACGGGUUCCGACGACACCUCCUGCCGCCUUUUCGAUAUCCGUGCCGACCGCGAGCUCAACAUCUACCAGGUAUAUUAUACCCCCUUGCCCACCACCCGGGAUCCUUCCCAGCUCAGGCUAAUUGAUUUGCAAUCCCGACAGAGCGACCAAGUUCUUUGCGGUAUCACCUCCGUCGCGUUUUCAGUUUCGGGUCGGUUAUUGUUUGCUGGUUACGACGAUUUCGAGUGCAAGGUGUGGGAUGUUCUACGUGGUGACAAGGUGGGCUCUCUGAGCGGCCAUGAGAACCGGGUGAGCUGCUUGGGUGUCAGCAACGACGGCAUCAGUCUGUGCACUGGAUCUUGGGAUUCUCUCCUCAAGGUCUGGGCCUGGUAA